This is a messenger RNA of Schizophyllum commune H4-8, 872 nucleotides long. Its product is annotated as DnaJ-domain-containing protein. NCBI's taxonomy places the organism in Eukaryota, Fungi, Basidiomycota, Agaricomycetes, Agaricales, Schizophyllaceae. The record is from RefSeq and is a predicted model, not a curated record. The transcript has 5 exons. The coding region runs from base 106 to 804 and encodes 232 amino acids.
CGGAAUACGGCCAUUCAGUUGACACGUGCGGCUGGGCGCUUGGACUGGCGACUUGUUCUUGACCUCGACCGCCACCAUCUCGGCUGCGCGUGCUUGCAGCUUGCGAUGUCUGCUACUGCGUCGACCUCAAAGGCGAAUACCCCUGCGGCGCCGGACCUGGCGAAGGUGGAGACGGAGGUUGAGAGGUUGCUUGCUCGAGAGGCGACUGCGUUCCAGCGUGAUGUCGAGGUGGAGCGCAUCCUGAAGGCUUUCAAGCUCAACCCGUAUGACAUCUUGGAUCUCGAGGCCUCCUGCUCGACUGAUGAUAUCAAGAGGAAGUAUCGCCAGCUUUCCCUCUUCAUACAUCCUGAUAAGGCCAAGCACCCUAAAGCUCCGGAAGCCUUCGACAUCCUCAAGAAAGCCGAGGGCGAACUCUCCGACGAGAAGCGGCGCGACGAUCUUGACGCCACCAUCCGGCAGGCAAGGAUAGUCGUGCUCAAGUCCCUUUCCUUGCCUACCAAUACCCCGGACAACGAUCCGGCGCUUACGUCCCUUAAUCCUUCCUUCAGCGCACGCUUGCGAGCGCAAGCAAAGGAGAUGCUGAUAGACGAGGAGGUCCGGAGACGAAAGGCCAUCAAGCUGAAUCUCGCAAAUGAAGGCCGAGAGGCGCGUCAGAAAGAGGAGGAAGUGGCAACGAAGAAGCGCAAGGCCGAGGACGACAAGGCAUGGGAAGAGCGCCGUGAAGAGAGGGUUGGCUCGUGGCGGAACUUUGCCAGCACCCAGAAAAAGAAGAAGAAAUCGAACAAGCCCGCGCUGCUGGGAUGAACUCGCUAUUGCUUCUGGUAGACUUUUGUACUUCUAUGUGUAGGAUAUAGACGGGAUCUUGGACUUUC